ACAGGAAACUACCUCAGACUCGGGUGAAAGGUCAACUGGCAGGCGCUGCUGAGCUUUGAAACUGCGUUGUGUUAAGGAGCGUGUAGGGAACCGAGGAGAAGGGGAUGAUGUUGAUAUUACGGCCGACGGCAUUGUGGGUCUCGAAAGGGCGGGUGGUUUUCCAAGGAAGGAGGUUUUCGAGGGCUCUGCCCCAACAAGGUAAAGGCCAUGUUGAUGAAUCUUCACUCCGGCCAUUAUAUAUGGAUGUCCAAUCAACUACCCCUCUGGACCCAAGGGUUUUGGAUAGCAUGCUGCCUUAUCUUGUGCAUUACUAUGGCAAUCCCCACUCUAGAACUCAUGCAUAUGGUUGGGAAAGUGAAACUGCAAUGGAAAAAGCCAGACAGCAAGUUGCAUCACUAAUAGGAGCAGAUCCUCGGGAAAUUAUUUUUACCAGUGGGGCCACAGAAUCAAACAAUAUAGCAAUUAAGGGCGUUGGAAGAUUUUAUAAAUCCAGAAAGAAACAUAUAAUUACAACACAAACUGAACACAAAUGUGUGCUAGAUUCUUGCCGUGCCCUAGAAGCUGAGGGCUUUCGAGUCACUUAUUUACCUGUAAAGAAAAAUGGCCUUAUAGAUAUUAAGGAACUGAAAAAUGCAAUAGAACCUGAUACAAGCCUAGUGUCAAUAAUGACUGUGAACAAUGAAAUAGGAGUGAAACAGCCAAUUAGUGAUAUUGGUGACAUAUGCAGUUCCAAUAAAGUUUUUUUUCAUACAGAUGCUGCACAGGCAGUUGGAAAAAUCCCUCUGGAUGUCAGUGAUAUGAAAAUUGAUUUAAUGAGCAUAAGUGGCCAUAAAAUUUAUGGUCCCAAAGGUAUUAAUAUUUUGUGAGUCACUGUAUUUAAAAAAGAGUCAUUAUUGCAUGAAUGUUAUAAUUGCUGAACUGUACUUAAUUGUAGUUUCCCUAAGUUUUUGG
Messenger RNA from Notechis scutatus (mainland tiger snake), 951 nucleotides. The record is from RefSeq and is a predicted model, not a curated record. NCBI's taxonomy places the organism in Eukaryota, Metazoa, Chordata, Lepidosauria, Squamata, Elapidae.